AAAUAGGAAUGUUAUUAUUCUAGGACGGAUAUAGUACAUGUUUCAUUCUAUUAGAAUCUUCUAGAUAUCAACCCUUUGUUGUUUACCUCGUUUCUUGUUUUCAUAGGUCUUCUCUGCCGUUUUUAUGGCUUAUAAUCUCUUUACAUGAUUUCUUAUUUAUGGAAAUUUUGAUCUAUAUUGUACAUGUCAAUCUUAGGUUGAUUUCUCCAUUGAAAUUUCCCAUGCAUUGGGAGCUAAACCAGUGAACAACCAUUUUUUGUUAUAAAACAGACAAGUACAUCUAUUGCCGGAAGGGACAUUAUUUAAAAACUACGCUCUUAAAAUUCCUGAUGGUUUGUUUUCUUUGGAUUCAUAAAGGUUCUUGUUUUAUUUUGACCUGUGCAGUUUUCAGUACUGAACCUCUUGCUUGUGAUCCAUCAACGCUUCCAAAAUAUCCACCAACCAAGGAGAUGGAUGCCAAACGACGUGGUGACGAAGCACGAAGGACGGAUAUUGUUUCAGCGAUGCAUGGUGACAAAUCCGCUAACUUAAGUGUGGUUGGAAAAUGCCUAGAGAAGGUUUUAGAGGAGUCUCAUUUUGCGAAUAAGUUUGUGCUACCAUAUAAGGAAGUCCAUGAAGACUCCAGUAACACUUUUUUUGGGAUGGGUCCUUACAUGGAUUUCCCCUAUAGAAUAUUAUAACCGUAAGGUCUAGAUGUUGGUGCUCCGGUAUAUCUUUCCGGCUUCGAUACCAUAUUUUUGUUCUUUUGAUAAUUUCUGUAACUUUUAACAUUCUGGAAUUUUGUUUAAAUUGAAUGUCACUAUAUUUGCA
Spinacia oleracea (spinach) is the source of this 810-nucleotide messenger RNA. RefSeq lists its product as uncharacterized. Bases 330 to 680 code for a protein of 116 amino acids. The transcript has 2 exons. The record is from RefSeq and is a predicted model, not a curated record. Lineage: Eukaryota; Viridiplantae; Streptophyta; Magnoliopsida; Caryophyllales; Amaranthaceae.